Messenger RNA from Arachis ipaensis, 2025 nucleotides. RefSeq lists its product as uncharacterized. Gene Ontology annotation, molecular function: nucleic acid binding; zinc ion binding. Lineage: Eukaryota; Viridiplantae; Streptophyta; Magnoliopsida; Fabales; Fabaceae. The record is from RefSeq and is a predicted model, not a curated record.
AUGUGCCAGGUGGAAGAGUGCUGCUGGGUUGUUUAUGCCUCAAGGGAUCAUGAGGACACUUGUUGGCAAAUUAAGACCUUUUAUGACGAUCAUACAUGUCCGAGAGAGAAUUCUAAUAGGGCUGCAAACAGAGCAUGGCUGGCAAGUAAGUUGGUCAAGAAGGUUAGAAAGUACCCCAACUUCAAGCAAUGUGAGGCUGCAACAUACUUCAGGUCUAAGUGUGAUCUCAUACUGCAUAGGAAUUCAUUAGCCCGAGCCUUGGCUGAUGCAAGAAAUAUUGUCUACGGGGAUGAAAAGGCACAGUAUGCCUUGUUAAGGGAUUAUGCUGAAACGCUGCUAAAGACCAAUCCGGGAUCCACUGUAAAGAUUGGGGUUACUCCACUGCCUGACGGCCAAGUAAUGUUUGAUAAAAUGUAUAUCUGCCUGAGUGGUUGCAAGAACGGGUUUAAAGCUGGUUGUCGACCUUUAAUCGGUCUCGAUGGUGCAUUUCUGAAGACGCAGAUUGGGGGACAGAUAUUAUCAGCUGUCGCACAAGAUGCAAAUCACCACAUUUAUGUGGUUGCUUGGGCUAUAGUCAACAUUGAAAAUAAGGAGAACUGGAAAUGGUUUUUGGAGUUACUCCACGAAGACUUAGGAGACUAUAAGGCUAACGGGUGGUGUUUCAUUUCUGAUAUGCAGAAGGGGUUGAUUUCGGCUGUGGAAGAGGUCAUGCCACAGGUCCACCAUCGUUUCUGUGUAUGGCACCUGUGGCGUAACUUUAACAAACAGUGGAAGGAUCUUGAGCUGCGGAGACUCCUUUGGGAUGCUGCAAGGUCAACCACCUUUCAAGAUUUUAUUGGCAACAUGGAAAAGAUCAAAAGAGUCAGUGAAGAAGCAUGGACAUACCUUAACAAGUGGCCUAGGCAUUCAUGGACGAAGUCUCAAUUUAGCCACAGGCCAAAGUUGGAUAAUAUAUGCAAUAACGCCUGUGAGGUAUUCAAUGCAAGGAUCAAGGAGGCUAGGAGCAAGCCAAUCAUCACACUGCUUGAAGAGGUAAGGAUGUUCGUUAUGAGGUCCAUUGCAAAGAACAAGAUAAAGUUGAACAACCACAUCGGAAAACUUCCUCCAGUUAUUCAGAGCCGGUUAGAAAAGGUAAGGAAAGAGUCAAAGAACUGGGUACCUAUAUGGACUGGGGAUGAAGCCUAUGAGAAGUUUGAGGUCCAUGGACAACCAACAAACAUGGUUGUCGAUCUAGGCAAAAGACUUUGCACCUGCCAAUUCUGGAUGUUAACAGGCAUUCCCUGUGUCCAUGCUUGUGCUGCUCUUGCACGGGUGAACAAGAGACCAGAGGAUUUCUGCCACCCCUUGGUCACAAUGGAUUCAUACGCGAAGACCUACGAACAUUAUAUCAAUCCUCUUCCGGGUCAAUCCAUGUGGGAAAAAUCAGCAUAUAGUAAGCCCCAGGCUCCUAACAUCAAACGGAAACCAGGAAAGCUCACAACCAAAAGAAGAAAGGACGCUGAUGAGGGUCCUAGUGUAAACAAGAAAGCUAAGCAGACUGUUACCCUAAAGAGACAGCUCAAGCCAUUCACAUGCACAUAUUGUGGUGUAAAGGGCCACACCAAGAGGGGAUGCAAACAGAAGAGAGCUGAUGAGCUUGCUACUGCUCUUGCGGCUGCAGCAGCAGCUGUGGCAGCUUCAAAGGCCAAAGCUACUGCUACUGGGAGUACACCAGCACCUGAAGCAAGCAACAGUACCAAUCCGGCAACACCGGCAGCUGACAUUCCACCCCCAGUGUCUGGACCGCAAGCUGAAGAGGUUGAAUUAUCCCAACCAAGCUAUGGUGGAACACAAGAUGAGGCACCACCACCACCACCAACAAGGCCACCUAAGUUGCCAACUAAACGGAAGACCACACCACAACCAGUAAGUACUUCUGUCGAUCCCAUGCAAGGAGCAAGUGCAGCCACAUCUUCAAGGUUGGCAAGGUUCAUGAAGAUGGUUCCAACACCACAGUUCAAGGCACCAAGGAAGAAAAACCCUUGA